AUGGAGGCUUCUCAUAUCCUCACAAGCUUUGAAACUGAAGAACAAAGCAGCAGCGAGUCUGGUUGGACCAUGUAUAUUGGCUCCUCCAUCCAUGAAAAUGAUUAUAAUACUUACGAGCAGGCACGCCAUCACAAGAACCACCAGUGUCCCAAUGGAUACAAUGAAGAUGAGAGCGAUGAUUCAAUGGCUUCGGACGCCUCUUCUGGGCCAAGCCACCACAAGUUUCCACCGAGCAGUGAGCAGAAUUUGGGGAUGAACCAUUUCACGCAUGGAAGUAUUGUUAAGUCCAUCUCAACGGAGAAACUUCAGAAACAGGUGAUUAAAAGGGACCAAAGAAGAAACAGACAUGGGAAGGGAAAGUUAAAACUUAAGACAAUUAGUGCUCCUAGUCGUGUUCAAAGGGGAUACAUAAGCAAAGAUGAUGAAGCAGGAAGAGUUGGUGUGUCUCAAAUUUCCCAGUCAUGUUUAGAAAUGUGUGAUGAAUGUUGA
Gossypium arboreum is the source of this 489-nucleotide messenger RNA. Its product is annotated as protein SOB FIVE-LIKE 3-like. The coding region runs from base 1 to 489 and encodes 162 amino acids. The record is from RefSeq and is a predicted model, not a curated record. Lineage: Eukaryota; Viridiplantae; Streptophyta; Magnoliopsida; Malvales; Malvaceae. The transcript has a single exon. Gene Ontology annotation, biological process: cytokinin biosynthetic process.